CACUGAAACCGACAGAAAACAAACAAUAAUAAAAAAAAGCGUGAUAAUCUUAAAGCUCUUUAGCCAAAAAUAAUUGUCACAUUAAACUACAAUAUCUCUGACAGUGUUUUGCAUUUGGAAGUAGUGAUUAAGUUAAAUAUAGAAGCGUAUAAUUCUGAGGAUUUAAACCAAGUUCUGCUUUAAACCCAGAGAAUCUGUUGGCAUGUCAGGAAGAAGAUCUGCCAAGCUUUUGGUGAUUGUGAGUCAAGAUGAUUCAAGAAAGUUGCUUCUGCCAGAUGGAAUUCCCGAAUCAGUGGAUGAGCUCAUUGAAAAAGUGAGGGAAGCUUUUGGAUUAAAUGGUAGAUUCAGACUACAGUAUCAGGACAAAGAUUUUGGGGAUGUUUUUGUAAAUUUGACAAACACUGGAGAACUUCAGAGUCUUGGCACUCUAAAGAUUAUCCCGUUGUCAGAUGAAGACUCAUUCACUGCUCAAACAUAUGAUGGGACCCAGUCUAAUAAUGAUGCUCUGUCCUCUAUUGGCUCUGGAGACACUGAUAAUACAAUCAUCCUUUCACUCCCUUAUUCGGAAACAGUUUCUACAAGAAAACAGUGGCCAAAAGAAUUUAAUAUUCCAUGCUUUUCUUAUGACACUGAACUCCAAUUAGAGAGAGGAAAUGCUCUUUUUAAGGCUAACGGAACAAGGCUGUCUGUCACUCCAAAGAUGAAGUCUAAUAUUCUGGAGAGGGUUUGUGAUGAGAUAUACAAGUAUAAAUCUUAUCCCAGCAGUGCAAACUUCUGUGAAGUUUCAGAGGCACUUAUCAAGAAACACCCUUGCUUAGCAGAAAAAGGAUCCUUCAAUGGGUGCUAUGGGUGGACACAGAGAUUUAAAAUGAAGAUGGGAAACCUACGCAAACAUUUGAAAGGUCUUGGAUGCCCUGAGUAUUUGGUAAAUUCUCUGAAAACCAAAGCUUCAGACCAGGUUUUUCCAGGAAAAAAUGUUAAACGACGUAAGGCCAAUCAUAUCCCAUCCCUUCCUGCUGGAAAGACAUCAGCAAACCUUGAAGUUGAGCGCCUGGCACUUUUAAAGGAAGUGAAGAAAAGAAACAAUGCAUUGACAAUCAGAGAAAAAAUGACAAAGACGUUUGCCAUACGCAGACAAGAGAUUGUGGAAAACCAACCUAGUGUUCAAGAACUGCAAGAAAGAUGGCCAGCUCUGUUUCAACAAGAGGAGAUUAAUGCAGAAUUUUUGCGCAUCACAACCUUACCUUUACUACCGAGAUUUACGGCUUCUUUGGACAGACAGAGCUCUCAGCUUCUCCAGGUUUUUAGGAGCAAAGAUGGAGUCCUCCGUGAACAAACUAAGGACACUAUUCAAGUUAUGGAUCAGAGUCUGGACAUAGACAUCAGAAGAGAGUGCCUGCUGAAGUGCCUGAUCAUGUAUCUUGGUGAAGAUGCAAGCUGUCUGAUCAAAGAAUACCAGGCUGGCCAAAGGGAGGAAGCGGAGAGAGAACUAGAAAAGACCACAAUGGCAUUUUUUGUUAUCCGUGAAAGUGAUGCUCUUAGUCGUGCACUAGACAUUUCCAUUGUUAUUGACGGUGUGGAAGUACUAAAUGAGUUGCCCUCUGUUGCAUGUGCCUGUGCCAUGAUGUUUGGACUCGUUUAUGCACUGGACUUAAAAUAUCCUGAAGGACUCAAAUAUACAUUUGAGGCUUUUCAAAAAAUAAUCAUGAACAUAGAGAAUAAGCAGAUGAGCCGAAGGGUGCGGAACCUCUCCUCAAAGCUGCAGGAAUCUAUUAUAAUGAGUAUAGAAGGAGACACACAGCGCACCUUUGGCCGGCCUCAAGCUCCUUAUCCUCCUUUCUUACAGGUUUGUGAGAACUUUAAAACUGAGACUUUAGAUGGAGAGAAGCCUGAAGUGUCAGAAGUCCGUGUGAAGAAAGAGGAGACGCUGGAGCUGGACAUCCACAAAUAUGAGGACGACCUCAACAACACACCUGAUGAUAUCUGCAUUAAAGCGGAAGAUCCUGACCAUAAAGACUACCUGUACUGUGAGGUUUGCAAAUCCGUCUUCUUCAACAAGUGUGAGGUUCAUGGCCCGCCUCUCUUCAUCCCUGAUACUCCUGUUCCCAUGGGCGUCUCUGACCGAGCCAGACUAACUCUUCCUCCUGGACUAGAGAUUCAGAAGUCCAUUAUUCCUGAUGCAGGUCUGGGGGUGUUUAAUAAGGAGGAGACUGUUCCAGUAGGUGCACAUUUUGGACCCUACCAGGGAGAACUGGUCAACCAAGAGGAAGCCAAGAACAGCAGAUACUCCUGGGUGAUCUACAGGAGCAGGCAGUGUGAAGAAUACAUAGAUGCCACAAGCGAAGUGCAUGCAAAUUGGAUGAGGUAUGUCAAUUGCGCUCGCAACGACGGAGAUCAGAAUCUUGUGGCAUUUCAGUAUCAAGGUGGAAUUCUGUAUCGGUGCUGUCGACCCAUUAACCCAGGACAGGAGCUCUUAGUGUGGUAUGAAGAGGAGUACGCCAAAGAACUCAGUCCUGCCUUUGCCUACCUGUGGAACAAAAAGUGCUCCACGAAUGAAUCAAACAACACUCUUCAACACUGCUCAGACUGUGGAAAGAGUUUUGUUUAUCAAAAUGCCCUCAAAACACAUAAGUGCAUUCAUCCAGUAGAGAAGCCGUAUAACUGCUCACAAUGUGGAAAGAGUUUCCCUCUGCAGGGUACUCUUCGACAACACCAGCGCAUUCACACUGGAGAGAAGCCGUAUCAGUGCUCACAAUGCGGGAAAAAAUUUACUCAUCAGAGAACCCUUCUAGUCCAUCAACGCACUCACUCCAGGGAAAAGCCGUAUCAGUGCUCACAGUGUGGGAAAACUUUUACUCGGCAGAGUACACUUAACGAACACCAGCGGCUUCACACAGGAGUGAAGCCGUAUCAGUGCUCACAGUGUGGGAAAAAUUUUACACGGCAGAGUACACUUAACGAACACCAGCGGCUUCACACAGGAGGGAAGCCGUAUCACUGUACAGAGUGUGGAAAAUGUUUUAAUCGCAAGAGUCAUCUCCAGUUACACUGGUGCCAUCACACAGGGGAGAAGCUGUUUCACUGCUCACAGUGUGCGAAAUGUUUUACUUGCAAGAGUCACCUCGAGCGACACAAGCGGAUUCACACUGGCGAGAAGCCAUAUCAGUGCUCACAGUGCAAAAAGACGUUUACUCACCACAGUACAUUAAAAAGCCACCAACGCAUUCACACAGGAGAGAAGCCGUAUGUUUGCUCACACUGCGGAAAGAGUUUUACUCAGCAAAGUAAUCUCAAUGAUCACAAGCACCUUCACACUGGAGAGAUGCCGUAUCAGUGUUCUGAGUGUGGAAAGGGUUUUACUCAGCAAAGUAACCUCAAAGAUCACCAGCGUAUUCACACGGGAGAGAAGCCGUAUCAGUGUUCCGAGUGUGGAAAGAGUUUUACUCAGCAACAUAACCUCAAACAUCACCAGCUUAUUCACACAGGAGAGAGGCCGUAUCAGUGUUUACAGUGUGGAAAAAGUUUUAAUCGACCGAGUACUCUCCAACUACACCAGCGCAUUCACAUAGGAAAGAAGCCUUAUCAGUGUUCUGAAUGUGGAAAGAGUUUUACUCAGCAACAGAAGCUCAAACAUCACCAGCGUAUUCACACAGGAGAGAGGCCGUAAUAGUGUUUACAGUGUGGGAAAGGUUUUUAUCGACCGAGUACUCUCCAACAACACCAACGUGUUCACACCGGAGACAUACCUUAACCCUGCUUACAGCAGGAAAAGCAAAUGCAUUGACUUGAACAUGCAUGAUUUAAAGUACUGCUUGGGCUAAAUGGUCUGUAUCUUAAGCUGCAUUUUUCAUUUAUUUUAUAUUUAACCUCGAAGUUAUGUUUAAAAUACUUUCUUUUAUGUGUACAAAAAUAUUACCAGUGUAGUUCUGCAUCAUUAGACAAAAACAGAGUGAGAUACAAAAAGUUUUUUUUUUCAUCAAUGACUGCGUUGAGUUGGGAUGACUUUUUUUGAAGGAAGGAGGUAAUGGUUGCCAGGUUUACUAUGCCCUGUGCUGGGAGAAUUUCUGCUGAGCUCCUUCCCUCUAGCCAACAUACUAGCAAUUGCACCCACUCUGAACCUCAAAAGAACAUUUUACAGGGGCUCAUACCAUAUUAAGAAGAUAUGGGAGAAACAGGACGGACAAACUUUUAACAAAAUUAGUUUUAUUUAGCCAAAAAUUAAGAUUGUCUCUGUGACGCAAGGGUUGAAAAAAAAGGGUGGACGUUGGAUCAGUAAUGGAUUUGUGGACAUUUGGAUCAUGUACCAAAGUGACAAUUUGCAAUAGACAGGCUGUAGGACACUGUUGCAACCAAUACUUUACUUUAACUAAGCAGACAGUAGUUUUUAGGUCACAUUUUGAUGAAUUCACCCCUUUCCAAACAGCACACGUUUGUUUUUCCUAAUUAAAAAUCCCAUUUUUUAAA
Molecule: messenger RNA, 4464 nt
Organism: Clarias gariepinus (North African catfish)
Lineage: Eukaryota; Metazoa; Chordata; Actinopteri; Siluriformes; Clariidae
Exons: 11
Coding region: 203-3667 (1154 amino acids)
Cellular component (GO): nucleus
Molecular function (GO): protein binding; histone methyltransferase activity
Source: RefSeq, a predicted model, not a curated record